UUGAAGCCCUUUCUUGCAUUUUUGCAUGAUAUAAAAAUCCACAAAAAUUCUUUGAUUAGCACAGUAUAAUUUGGGAAUUUAUACCAUUCAAAUCUCCGACUUCAAAAUGAACUCUAUUGUCACUAUAAUCGUUCUCUUCUUUGCCGUGGCCAGCUGUAACCCAGCUCCCCAAGGAAGCACAACCACCCCAGUGUCACUGGUCAGCGAAAUUUCCAACAUCCAGCCCGACGGCAGCUUCCAAUACACGUUCCAGGAAAGUGACGGAACCGAGGUUCAGGACGUGGGAACGCUUAAGCAGAUCCAGGUUCCCAACGCAAACGGAACCGGAACCGAACAGGUCCAGGUGCUGGUUCAAACCGGAAGCUUCUCGUAUCCCUCACCCGAUGGUCAGCAAAUUCAGCUGAACUACACCGCCGAUGAGACCGGAUUCCAUCCGCAGGGAGCUCAUCUGCCGGUGGCACCGGAGACAUUGUGA
Messenger RNA from Culex quinquefasciatus (southern house mosquito), 475 nucleotides. Its product is annotated as larval cuticle protein 65Ag1. The transcript has a single exon. Gene Ontology annotation, cellular component: chitin-based extracellular matrix. NCBI's taxonomy places the organism in Eukaryota, Metazoa, Arthropoda, Insecta, Diptera, Culicidae. Gene Ontology annotation, molecular function: structural constituent of chitin-based larval cuticle. The record is from RefSeq and is a predicted model, not a curated record. The coding region runs from base 107 to 475 and encodes 122 amino acids.